Diabrotica virgifera virgifera (western corn rootworm) is the source of this 1074-nucleotide messenger RNA. RefSeq names its product leucine-rich repeat-containing protein 70-like. The annotation marks the transcript as partial. The record is from RefSeq and is a predicted model, not a curated record. The transcript is spliced from 2 exons. NCBI's taxonomy places the organism in Eukaryota, Metazoa, Arthropoda, Insecta, Coleoptera, Chrysomelidae. Gene Ontology annotation, molecular function: protein binding.
UUGCUAAAAAAAACGUUAACUGUCUAGUGCUAGUGUAUAACAGUACGAUUAAGAAUGCGGUUCACAAACGGAAUAAUUAUAUUUUUUGUGAUAGCCACUGUCGGUGUCGACGAAGUACUUUCAACAUUGUUUAACCACACUCCAAAGAACAUAUCUUGUUGGGAGAACAACUGUCAGCUCCGAUGUAACGAUUGUAGUAUACUGCGCGCCGGAGUGGCGAAUAAUUUUUUGUGUUUUCAAUAUGCUACGAUUAGUGUCUUUGAAUGCAGCGAUAGUUUUCACAGGGUUGAAAUGACCAAAGAAUUUUUUCUUAAGAUAGAGAAAGCCGAAGUAAUAAAAAUAACGAAGACAGAUGCACGGCGUAUAAAAAAAGACACAUUUCCAAGUAGUACCACAUUGCGGGAGUUAUAUUUGCCUGAGAACAACAUUUCCAUCAUCGAUGAUUGGGCCUUUGGCAAUAUGAGUGCAUUGACUCAUCUUUACUUAAACAACAAUAAACUGACAUUCUUUGACGCUUUCAAGAUAAUUGAUGGUUUGAGUAUCAAAUACUUGAAUUUGGGAAAUAAUUCUUUAAUAUUUGAUAAACUCAGGUUGGAUAAUGAGGUAUAUAAUUUUAAAAGCAUUACGUACUUAAAUCUUGACGGAAAUAAGUUAAGAAACAUCAGUAUGGGUGAUUAUAUCACGGUGAUUAAACACCGGGAACUUGUCAAAGAAGUAUCGAUGGCUAACAACUUACUUACAAGCAUCACGUUAGGAAACUUCGAUCCACUGACUAAUUUGGAAAUUUUGAACUUGGCCUUCAACAACAUCAGUGAUAUUGAUUUAGCUUUUUACAAGAUGCAAAAGCUGACAACGCUCAUUUUAAGUCACAAUUGCAUAAGUGAAUUCGACAACUUCGCUUUUCCAAGUCCUGGCAGUCUGCAAUAUCUAGCUAUUGAUUACAAUCAACUUAUCUUAAUGCCGAAUAUUAUGGCACAUAUAGGCUCUUUAAAGAAAAUCGCCAUAGAUGGAAAUCCGUGGCAUUGCAAUUGUUUAAAACAGUACCAAGAGCUUUUUAUGAAGAAUAACUUUUCU